AAUGAAGGUCAAGUUUGGUUGAGAGAUGUGAAUGGAGCUUGGAGGAGAAUGGUCCAGGCGUGAGUCAGAUCCGUGACGCUGGCAGAGAGAAAAGGACUAGGCGCAGCAUCCCUCCAUACUCCAUCACAUUUCUCCCAACACGACGCUGACAACAACGACCGAAAGAAGAGGGACAGGAAAUCACGAUUUUGGCUUGUUUUCAGGCCCAAUCACAUUAAACAGAAUGACUAAAGAGGAAACUUCUGAGGUGGAAGAGGCAAAACCAGCCUCAGAGUUCAUCAGCCCUGUUCAUGAACCCCGCAAGAAACCCAUCGUGCAUCCAUCUGCACAGGCUCCACUGCCCAAGGACUAUGCGUUCACCUUCUUUGACCCAAAUGACCCAGCCUGUAUGGAAAUUCUGAUUGACCCUCUGACCACAAUCCCAGAACUAUUCGCCAUCGUCCGCCAGUGGGUCCCACAAGUUCAGCACAAGAUCGAUAUCAUAGGCAAUGAGAUUUUAAAGCGAGGUUGCCAUGUCAAUGACCGCGACGGCCUGACGGAUAUGACUCUUCUCCACUACUGCUGCAAAGCGGGAGCUCAUGGUGUGGGUGAUCCCGAGGCAGCAUUCCGGCUGUCCAAUCAGCUCAUAUCCCUGGGUGCUGAUGUGAGUCUGCGCAGUCGUUGGACCAACAUGAACGCUCUCCAUUAUGCAGCUUACUUCGAUGUGCCAGAACUGAUCCGCGUUUUGCUCAAAGCCUCCAAGCCUAAAGUGCUUAACUCCACCUGUAGUGAUUUUUAUCAUGGCACAGCACUGCACAUCGCUGCCUCCAACCUCUGCCUGGGUGCUGUCAAGUGUCUGCUGGAACAUGGAGCCAACCCAUCUGUCAGAAAUGAUAAAGGUCAAGGACCUGCCGAGGUCGUCCCUGACCCCAUGGAAAUGAGUCUGGAUAAGGCAGAGGCUGCUAUGGUGGCCAAAGAGCUAAAGCAGUUGCUGUUGGACGCAGUGCCGCUCAGCUGUAACCUUCCCCGUGUAACCCUGCCCAACUAUGACAACAUCCCCGGCAACCUCAUGCUCUCCUCCCUGGGCCUCAAACUUGGGGACCGUGUGGUGCUGGACGACACUAAGCAGACUGGCACCCUCCGUUUCUGUGGCACCACUGAGUUUGCCAGUGGGCAGUGGGUGGGCAUUGAACUGGACGAGCCCGAGGGCAAGAAUGAUGGGAGUGUGGGUGGGAUCCGCUAUUUUAUCUGCUCCCAAAAACAAGGUAUCUUCGCCCCUGUGUCAAAAAUCAGCAAAGUUGUUGAACAGACCCCCUCUUUUGUCACCUCCACCCCAAAAACCCCUCGCAUGGAUUUGUCUCACAUGACCGGCAUGAUCAAGAAAGAGAAAAAAGAGAACGAUCGUGAGAAGAUUCAGAGAAAGAAGUCUCUGACUGGGGGUUUUGAUCCUGAUGGAGUCACAGUUGAAGUUGGGGAUCAGGUGCUGGUGGCCGGCCAAAAGCAAGGAAUUGUCCGCUUUUUUGGAAAGACAGACUUUGCUCCUGGAUAUUGGUUUGGUGUGGAGUUGGAGCAGCCCACUGGAAAGCAUGACGGCAGUGUAUUUGGAGUGCGUUACUUCCACUGUUUGCCCAAAUAUGGGGUUUUUGCACCACCAUCCCGUGUUCAGAGAAUCGGAGGGCCUAAAGAACCCCAGGGGGAUGGGACACUAGUGAAGAAAGUCCACCAGGUGACUAUGUCUCAGCCGAAGCGUAACUUUAAUGCGGUGCGAUCUCCGAAAGACAUAACGUCUGAGAGUUCCAUAUCCAGUAGGUUGCUGUUCUGUUGCUGGUUUCCCUGGAUGCUCCGUGCAGAGAUGCAGUCCUAAAUCCCCUGGUUGCAUCUUUAAUUCUAUUUCCCUUUCUUUCUGUUCCUCCUCAAGAUGAAAUCUCACCCCCUUCUGUGUAUGUCCAUUAUUCAUAAGUGCUUUUCUCUGUGAACUACCCAGACUGCUGUCAGAGGCAUGGUUGUAAACCCCCUCCUCCCACUCCUUUGACAGCAAUUCAAUAGCAAAAAAUAGUGCCUUGUGAAGUAACUAAUGUCCUGAAUUCCGAUUAUUAAAACAGAGACAAAUAAACAAUCUUUUAUUAAAUCUAAAUAAGGGAAAAUCAUCCCCACUAAAAGCCAUUCAUAUCUCUGUAUCUGCUUGGGUUUUACACUGUGGAUAGAUUAUUGGCAGUAUUCAAGCUUGUUAACUCAGUUAACACAUGUUACAAACAAGCAUGCUAUUAGGCUUCGUUGCUUUAAUUUAAGGUGCUUUUUGUUUCAUUUUGUUUUGAAACUUGUUGUUGCUGUAUUGUGCACCUCUACUGUCUUAAAUUUCAAUAUUUUAUAGCAAACUUUGGCUAGGUCCCUAAGCUUCAAAUGCCUUGGAUUUAUUCAGUUUUAGUAGGUGACUUAAAUGUUUUGUGAACAUUUUUUUAGAAAUUAUUUUUUCAUUACAGUGUUUACUGAAAAACUACUGAAAAUAUUGAUGCUGCCUAUGUGACAAAUAGAACAGGGAUUUACAAUGUUUUCUUUAUUCACAAUGACCUUUAUGAAAUUGUGUAGAUCAAAGUAAAAAAUAUGUUGCAUGACAUUUGCAGGCAUGGGCACGCUUUACAGUGCUUAAACUGUUCUGAAAUGAGAUGAGAGGCCUGCUUUAGAUAUUAUUAGCUAAUUAAUCACUUGUAAUUUAAUUAAAAUCUACCACAGAGCCUAAAGGUAAGCUACAUGUUAUCUUAAAGGCUAAAUUAUCAAUUACUCCAAAUUACAUAGGCCUAUUGUUAGAACCAUGAUACAGGCUUCUACUUGACCAACAUGCUAAUAAUGCAACUUCUAAAGGGUAUGCACAUUUGAGAAUAGGCAAAGUCAAAGUUACAUGCACAAUCUACAUUCUUGACCUGUAAUAAAAAAAUUAGGUAGACAAAAUUAAAGGAUUCUUUUAAAUUCUCUAUACACAAUUAAAAGAAUUAAACCACAAUCAUAUUUCUCUCACCAAAAUAUGGGAAUUCAAGUUCAUAUGCUUUGUUGUUAUGUGCUUUAAAUUGAAGUACCAUUUGCACCUUUUUGUCACAAGUUACAGGCCAGACAAGUUUUAUGCAUUGUUGUCCUUCACAACACUCUAGUCUUCAAUAGCUAUCCCUUCUCACUCUCCAUCUUUCAUUUGAAACAUUGAUCAGUUUUGUGUAUGCUCUUCUUUAAAAUUCUGAUCGUGAAAAAGUAUGUGCUUAUUAUAUUGUAAUCAAGUGUGUGAGUAAAAACAGCAAUAUUUACUCUGUCAACUUGCAUAUGAAUAUGGAUAGAACUUUGUCUACUUUAUUUCCACCUAUGGAAGCACAGCAUGAGAAAAAGUGUCUGCCCCUUAUAGACAAUCUGGGACCAAACAAUAUUAGGUAAAAUCAUUAAAAUGAUCCUGGAGUGGGCAGAUUUUGUAAAGGACAGAUAAAAAAAACAAAAAAAAAACAAUGCUUUCCUCAUGUGCUCUCCUUGACAACUUUCUUGUGAACACUUGGUGAACUUCACUGAUCUGCAAAAAAAAAAAAGAAAAAAAAAAGAGCAAAUUGCAAAAUUUAAAAUGUACUGCUUGAACAGGUCUGAAUGGCUUUCGAUUUCUUCAGCCACCAUGCCAUUAGUCAUUGAAGAAUUACAGAAUUUGUGUAAUACUGUAGGUUUAGCAUUGACACAGUAGUGAUUAGAAUAGUAUUCUUCUAAUGGAGUACAUGAAAUUUCAACUCACAACAAACUUGUGCAUUAUCAUUUUGACAAAACCUGUUGUGACUUGUAGAGUAUGUUGCUUAAAGUUAUACAAAUCAUCAAUAUCUCAAUGUUAAAAAAAGAAUAUGAUUUACCUUAAUUUCAGCACGUCACAUUACAUUUUUGAUGCCAAAAGGAAAACAAAAAGGUAUGUAAAAAAGGUGUGUAAAUUGAUCAUUUUGUAUGUAAUUAUCUCAAAUUGACUGGCUCUCCCUCCCCACUUUCAAGUUUCAAGUUUGUAACAUCUGCCAUUUUCAGCAAAGCUUUUUGUCAAUUUCUAUCCAGUUGUGUAAUUGGUAUAGUUGACUUCUAGUCAUUUGUUUGUCCAAGAAAAUAUAUAUUUUAAUAAUUUCACAAUGUACUUUUUUAACGUUCUGUGAUUUGUGUUUUCAUGUUAACAAUACUCUGUAAAUCGGAUUAAUAUGGAUAUUCAUGAAUUCAGUUCUGGAUUUGAUGGACAACAUACAGUAACUGUACUGCAUGCUGUGUAUACUUUUGCGGGUUUCUUUUUCCUAUAGUGUAUCAGCAUGAAACAGCUUAUUAAUUACUACAAGUGAAACGCUAUCCUGACUAUGGAUAUAUGACUAAUAAACAUUUAGUGUUUAUA
Molecule: messenger RNA, 4357 nt
Organism: Myxocyprinus asiaticus (Chinese sucker)
Lineage: Eukaryota; Metazoa; Chordata; Actinopteri; Cypriniformes; Catostomidae
Product: CAP-Gly domain-containing linker protein 3-like
Exons: 14
Coding region: 224-1843 (539 amino acids)
Biological process (GO): cytoplasmic microtubule organization
Cellular component (GO): microtubule plus-end; cytoplasm; nucleus
Molecular function (GO): microtubule plus-end binding
Source: RefSeq, a predicted model, not a curated record